This is a messenger RNA of Numida meleagris (helmeted guineafowl), 424 nucleotides long. RefSeq names its product meleagrin-like. NCBI's taxonomy places the organism in Eukaryota, Metazoa, Chordata, Aves, Galliformes, Numididae. The transcript is spliced from 2 exons. Bases 105 to 296 code for a protein of 63 amino acids. The record is from RefSeq and is a predicted model, not a curated record.
UAAAUACUGGCAGCCACAGCUUCACUCCAUACCACCUCUUCCCAUCGAGCCCUCUGCAACUCCUCUCUCUCCAGCCUCACCCAGACCCCAGCUCGCCUCCAGCCAUGAGGUUCCUCUACCUCGUCUUCGCUGCCUUCCUGCUGGUCUCCCUGGCCGCUCCAGGCUGUGGGGAGAUCCUCAAGUACUGCCCCAAGGUCGGCCACUGCUCCCCCAAGUGCUCCACGAUGGAGAUCUGGGGCCGCUCCCUCAACUGCAAGAUGCACUGCUGCCUGCCCGCCGGCUGGAAGUGGAAGUGAGGGCUGAGGAGGAGCCCCUGGGGAAGAGGAGGCACCGCGGCACCUUUGGGAGCAGCUGCUCCGUGCUCUGAGCCACGUGGCAUCCUCUCCUCUCAAUAAAGAAAAGGAGGAAAAAAAAAAAGAUGGAA